UCCGUUAGCAUCACAUCAUCCAUUUGCUCCGCAAGCAGAGUGCCCUUGCAGUGAUACUGUGGCCAAGCCAAGCUAAAAUGGCUGAAGAGGUGAUUCUUUUGGAUUUCUGGCCAAGCCCUUUUGGGAUGAGAAUCAGAAUAGCCUUGGCUGAGAAGGGUGUCAAGUAUGAGUACAGGGAAGAGGACUUGCCCAACAAGAGCCCUCUUCUCCUGCAGAUGAACCCAGUUCACAAGAAUGUUCCUGUUCUCAUCCACAACGGGAAACCCAUUUGUGAGUCCCUUAUUGGUGUUCAGUAUGUUGAUGAGGUCUGGAACGAUAAGUCUCCUCUCUUGCCGGCCGAUCCUUACCAGAGAGCCCAGGCUAGGUUCUGGGCUGAUUUCGUUGAUAAGAAGAUAUAUGAUAUUGGGAGGAAGACAUGGGCUACAAAGGGAGAAGAGCAGGAGGCAGCCAAGAAAGAAUUCAUUGGGGUCCUGAAGUUGUUGGAAGGUGAGCUUGGAAACAAGCCUUAUUUUGGUGGUGAGAGCAUGGGAUUUGUGGAUGUUGCACUGAUACCAUUUUACUCCUGGUUUUAUGCCUAUGAGACCUGUGGCAACUUCAGCAUUGAGGCUGAGUGUCCUGUGCUAAUGGCUUGGGCUAAGAGAUGCCUGCAGAAAGAGUCUGUAUCCAAGUCUCUUCCUGACCAACAGAAGGUCUAUGAAUUUAUCCUUACGCUCAAAAAGAGAUAUGGGAUUGAGUAGAAGAAGAGAGAUGAUAUCUUAUAUUUCUUGUUCUUAUGUUGGGUAUGCUUUGUGUUUUAAAUAAUUGGUAAGGGUACUUAGCUGUGCCUUUGCUUUGAUUUUAGGGUGGAAGGAACUUAAUUGCUUGUGAUGGUGAGAGGUCAUGACUUAGCUGUGGCUGCUCCAUACAACUGUACUUUGUUCUCUCUUCGUUAAUAUUUAUGUAUGUAUUGGGGGAGGAUGCAUUUUUGUUCUCUCUUUCUACUAA
Messenger RNA from Manihot esculenta (cassava), 984 nucleotides. RefSeq names its product probable glutathione S-transferase parC. Gene Ontology annotation, cellular component: cytoplasm. The transcript has 2 exons. Gene Ontology annotation, molecular function: glutathione transferase activity. Gene Ontology annotation, biological process: glutathione metabolic process. The record is from RefSeq and is a predicted model, not a curated record. Bases 78 to 737 code for a protein of 219 amino acids. Lineage: Eukaryota; Viridiplantae; Streptophyta; Magnoliopsida; Malpighiales; Euphorbiaceae.